Molecule: messenger RNA, 441 nt
Organism: Drosophila elegans
Lineage: Eukaryota; Metazoa; Arthropoda; Insecta; Diptera; Drosophilidae
Exons: 1
Coding region: 31-441 (136 amino acids)
Source: RefSeq, a predicted model, not a curated record
UUAUUAUUAAUUCCACCCAAAACUAACAAAAUGGGUUGGUUUGACCAUAUUUGUGCUGAAAGUCGAUCAAAUUUUUUCUCAAGUGAGCAAGCAAAUAAAUUUCAGCGAAAAUCAAGCAAAGCUCUCAUGAGCGCAGAUGAGUGCUACAGCUUUAUAAAGAAGAAUACUAAGCCUAGAGAAUUAAUACAGCAAGAGGAACUAUGGAAAAUUCCCAUACUUCUUGUCUGUUUAGGCUGCAUUAUGGUCAUAUUGUUCGCGUUUUGCUUCACUUUUCAGUGCUUGGUAAGAAGGGUACAGCACGCAAGACUGCCCAACCAGUUUGAAUUUGACAUUUGCCAAGUUGAAAUGUCGAAAAUUAAAUCACCCGUGCACAGAGCUAGCCAAAGCGAACCACCAAUACCACCAGAUGAUACUUGCUGUUCCUGUUUGAAAGUCAAGUAA